Molecule: messenger RNA, 2446 nt
Organism: Mollisia scopiformis
Lineage: Eukaryota; Fungi; Ascomycota; Leotiomycetes; Helotiales; Mollisiaceae
Product: NADH-ubiquinone oxidoreductase 78 kDa subunit mitochondrial precursor
Exons: 6
Coding region: 104-2332 (742 amino acids)
Biological process (GO): ATP synthesis coupled electron transport
Cellular component (GO): membrane
Molecular function (GO): NADH dehydrogenase (ubiquinone) activity; iron-sulfur cluster binding
Source: RefSeq, a predicted model, not a curated record
CGAACAUCGAGCUCGAACGUCAAGAAAGGGUAUCAAUCGCUCGCCCCCGCCACUCCGCAGUGUCGUCCUUCUUUCUUUUCUGUUAAUUCGACGAGAGGACACGAUGCUGAGGCAAUCUCUGGCACGUUCGGCUCUGCGGACGAGCAAGCAGAGCUGCAAUGCCUCCCGAACAUUCGCAACAUCGAGUAGACGACAAGCGGAGGUCCAGCUUACUGUUGAUGGCAAGCAGGUUUCAAUAGAAGCUGGUUCUGCUUUAAUUCAAGCUUGCGAAAAGGCCGGAGUGACUAUUCCUAGAUAUUGCUAUCAUGAAAAACUUAUGAUUGCUGGAAAUUGUCGUAUGUGCUUGGUAGAGGUCGAGAGAGCACCGAAGCCAGUGGCAUCAUGCGCCUGGCCAGUACAACCAGGAAUGGUCGUCAAGACCAAUUCGCCCCUCACACACAAAGCCCGAGAAGGUGUCAUGGAGUUUCUGCUAGCAAACCACCCACUCGACUGUCCCAUUUGUGAUCAGGGUGGAGAGUGUGAUCUUCAAGAUCAAUCGAUGCGAUAUGGAGCUGACAGAGGACGAUUUCACGAGAUUGGUGGUAAGCGUGCUACCGAAGACAAGAACAUCGGACCUCUAAUCAAGACUUCGAUGAACCGAUGUAUCCACUGCACAAGGUGUAUUCGAUUCGCCAACGACGUUGCUGGCGCACCGGAGUUGGGCUCUACGGGACGAGGAAACGAUAUGCAGAUUGGCACAUACCUCGAGAAGAACUUGGACUCUGAGAUGUCUGGCAAUGUCAUCGAUUUGUGCCCUGUUGGAGCCCUCACCUCCAAACCAUACGCCUUCCGAGCUCGACCUUGGGAGCUCAAGCAUUCCGAAUCUAUCGAUGUCCUCGACGGUUUAGGUUCAAACAUCCGGGUGGAUUCGAGAGGUCUCGAAGUGAUGCGAAUUCUCCCAAGAUUGAACGACGACGUCAAUGAGGAGUGGAUCAACGACAAGACACGAUUUGCAUGCGAUGGUCUCAAGACGCAAAGACUUACUACACCUCUGAUUCGAAAAGAUGACAAAUUCUUCCCCGCUACCUGGGAACAAGCUUUGACUGAGAUUGGUGCUGCAUACAAGGACUUCGCACCAAAGGGCAACGAAUUUAAGGCUAUUGCUGGAGAGCUGAUUGAGGUUGAGUCAAUGGUUGCUAUGAAAGAUUUGGCCAACAAGCUUGGUUCCGAGAACUUAGCUCUUGAUCAACCUUCCGGCAACGGACCAAUUGCUCACGGUAUUGACGUUCGAUCAAAUUACUUGUUCAACUCCAAGAUCUGGGGCGUUGAGGAGGCUGAUGCCAUUCUAAUUGUUGGCACCAACCCACGACACGAAGCUGCCGGAUUGAAUGCCCGUAUCCGAAAACAAUGGAUGCGAUCUGACCUUGAGAUUGGCGUCGUUGGUGAGACUUGGAAGUCAACUUUCGAGUUUGAGCACUUGGGUACCGAUGCUGCAGCUCUCAAGAAGGCUCUCGCUGGUCCAUUCGGCAAGAAGCUACAAGCUGCCAAGAGACCCAUGAUCAUCGUUGGCUCAGGCGUUACAGAUCAUGCUGAUGCCAAGGCCAUCUACGAAAUGAUUGGUGCCUUCGUUGAGAAGAACGCUGCAAACUUCUUGACCGAAGAGUGGAAUGGUUAUAAUGUCCUCCAACGUGCUGCAUCGAGAGCGGGUGCUUACGAAGUUGGAUUCACUACACCAUCUACCGCCGUCGCGGAAACAAAGCCCAAGUUUGUUUGGCUCCUCGGUGCUGAUGAGUUUUCCGCUGCGGACAUUCCUAAAGAUGCUUUCGUCGUAUACCAAGGUCAUCACGGAGACCGAGGUGCUCAGAUUGCCGAUGUCGUUCUCCCCGGCGCUGCCUAUACCGAGAAGGCUGGCACGUACGUUAAUACAGAAGGACGAGUACAAAUGGCAAGAGCGGCAGUCUCAUUGCCAGGCGCUUCACGAACUGACUGGAAGAUAAUUCGAGCUGUCAGCGAGUUCCUCGGCUCUCCUCUCCCCUAUGACGAUGUUGCAGCUCUCCGUGACCGUAUGGUUGAGAUCAGCCCUGCCUUGGCCAGCUACGAUAUCGUUGAGCCGGUAGCAUUGAAGCACUUAAGCAAAGUACAAUUGGUGGACCAGAACAAGGGAAGCAAGCCGAGCAAUGAACCAUUAAAGAAGAUCGUCGAGAACUUUUACUUCACAGAUGUUAUUUCAAGAAGUUCCCCAACGAUGGCCAGAUGUUCAGCUGCCAAGGAGACUGGCAACCCAGAGACCAACUUCAUGGCCAGUGGAUAUUCUUCUGAGAAGCCUCACGGUCAGAUUGCUUACGGGUCGUGAUCUUGUAUUUUGAGUUUCCUUGUCUUGCUGCAUGAGGUGUUGGUCGUGUAUAUAUGGGUAGUAGUACAAUACAAAGAAUGCAAAAAUAAGAUGAGAGGCUAGCUUUUGAUCAAC